CCUUUUUUUUUAUUUUUCAGAAAUGGAAUACUGUGAGUCUCCGCACAUUUUAUGUUCUGGCUUCCAGACAAACCUUCACAGUACUGCUCAGCAUAGCUAUCCACUAGAGAUGGGUUCUGAUGCAGAUACAGAAACAGAAGGAGCAACUUCACCAGAUCGUGCCCUUAGAAUGUGGAUGAGGGAGAUGAAAUCAGAGCACAGCUCGUGCUUGUCAAGUAGAGCCAACUCUGCAUUGUCCCUAACUGAUACAGACCAUGACAGGAAAUCUGAUGGGGAGAAUGACUGGACUAGACUAUUAGACUGUGGGACCUGUACACCAAAAAAGAUUCCCGGAAGCCCAAGAAACCAGUUUACAUUCAGGCCCCUACCUCCUCCGCCGCCACCACCACAUGCUUGCACCUGCAGCCGGCAGACUUCACAGACACUGGAUACUCUCCAGAGAAGUUCUAUGACAUCUCGCAGUCAGCCAAGUCCAGCUGUUUCCAACCCACCCACAAGUACUCAAGAUUCUGUACACCUGCAUAACAGCUGGGUCUUAAACAGCAACAUACCACUGGAGACCAGGCAUUUCCUCUUCAAGCAUGGAUCUGGUACUUCUCCCAUCUUCAGUGCUGCCAGUCAGAACUACCCUCUGACUUCAAAUACAGUGUACUCUCCUCCUCCAAGACCUCUGCCCAGGAGCACUUUCUCCAGGCCUGCCUUCACCUUCAACAAAUCAUAUCGUUGUUGUAACUGGAAAUGUACUGCCUUGAGUGCUACAGCAAUUACAGUAACAUUAGCCCUGCUGCUAGCCUACGUUAUUGCAGUUCACUUGUUUGGUUUAACUUGGCAACUGCAACCAGUCGAGAGUGAGCUUUAUGAGAAUGGUGUCAGCAAAGGAAGCAGAGGAGAGGAAUCCAUGGAUACCACAUACUCACCUCUUGGAGGAAAGAUGUCUGAUAAAGAAGAGAAAAAAGUUUAUCAAAAAGGAAGAGCGAUAGACUCUGGCGAAGUGGAAAUAGGAAAACAGAUUGUGAAGAUAAUCCCACCUGCUUUGUUCUGGCGAUUCCAGAUUACAAUUCACCAUCCUAUGUAUUUAAAAUUUAAUGUCUCAUUUUCAAAAGAUUCCCUUCUUGGUAUAUAUGGAAAAAGAAACAUCCCACCAACACACACACAAUUUGAUUUUGUAAAGUUGAUGGAUGGAAAGCACUUGAUAAAGCAAGAACCAAAAAAUGCAGAAAACCCACAGCACGCACCUCGGAGUCUAGUCCUCGCUUCCUUACAAGAGACAGGCUUCAUUGAAUACAUGGAUCAAGGUGCUUGGCAUUUAGCGUUUUACAAUGAUGGGAAGAAGAUGGAACAAGUUUUUGUUCUAACAACGGCAAUAGAAAUGAUGGAUGAUUGCUCAACUAACUGUAAUGGAAAUGGAGAAUGCAUAUCUGGGCAUUGUCAUUGCUUUCCGGGAUUUUUGGGACCAGACUGCUCUAGAGAUUCGUGCCCUGUUUUAUGCAGUGGCAAUGGCGAAUAUGAGAAAGGACACUGUGUGUGCAGGACUGGGUGGAAAGGCGCGGAAUGUGAUGUCCCAGAGGAACAGUGUAUUGACCCCACCUGCUCUGGUGGUCAUGGCACAUGUAUCAUGGGGAUCUGUAUUUGUGUUCCAGGAUACAAAGGAGAGAUAUGUGAAGAAGAGAAUUGCCUGGAUCCAACAUGUUCUGACCACGGAGUGUGUGUACAUGGGGAAUGCCACUGCACUGCAGGCUGGGGAGGUGUAAACUGUGAGAAUGCCUUGGCCUUGUGUCAGGAGCAGUGCUCAGGUCAUGGGACAUUCCUGAUGGACAGUGGUAUCUGCAGCUGUGAGCCACAGUGGACCGGAGCAGACUGCUCUACAGAACUGUGCACAGUGGACUGUGGAAGUCAUGGUGUGUGCUCAGGGGGUGUCUGUCAAUGUGAAGAUGGCUGGGGAGGAGCCAGCUGUGAAGAACGCACGUGUCACCCAAACUGUGCUGAACAUGGACAGUGCAAAGAUGGAAAAUGUGAAUGCAGCCCAGGAUGGGAGGGGGAGCAGUGCACCAUUGCUCACUAUCUGGAUGCUGUAAGAGAUGGCUGCCCGGGUCUGUGUUAUGGCAAUGGGAGAUGCACACUUGACCAGAAUGGUUGGCACUGUGUAUGUCAAGUUGGCUGGAGUGGAGUAGGGUGUAAUGUUAUCAUGGAAAUGGCUUGUGCUGAUAACUUGGACAAUGACUCAGAUGGUCUGACAGAUUGUGUAGAUCCUGAUUGCUGCCAGCAAGCCAAUUGCUUCUCCAGCCCUCUCUGUCAAGGUUCACCUGACCCAUUAGACCUCAUCCAGCAAAGCCAGCCACCCUUCUCCCAGCAUCCUCCGAGACUCUUCUAUGACAGAAUUAGAUUUCUUAUUGGCAAGGACGGUACUCAUGUCAUUCCUGGAGAAAUCAGUCUUGACAGCAGCCGUGCCUGCGUGGUUCGUGGCCAGGUGAUUGCUGUAGAUGGGACAUCACUUGUGGGUGUCAAUGUCAGCUUUGCACAUCAUAACGAUUAUGGAUAUACCAUCAGCCGUCAAGAUGGAAGUUUUGACCUUGUCACUAUUGGUGGUAUCUCAAUCACCCUCCUUUUUGAGAGGUCGCCUUUCGUUACUGUGAAGAGAACAUUGUGGUUGCCCUGGAACAAAUUUGUUGUUGUGGAGAAAGUGGUAAUGCAGAGGUCAGAGAUGGAGUCCCCAUUAUGUGACAUGAGCAGUUUUAUCAACCCAAAUCCAAUUGUUCUUUCUUCACCAUUAACAAAAUUUGCCGGAUCAUGUGCACAACGAGGAAUAGUCAUCCCUGAACUGCAGGUGGUACAAGAAGAAAUUCCAGUUCCAUCUAGUUUUCUUAAAGUAAGCUAUCUGAGCAGCCGAACCCUUGGAUACAAGAGUCUUAUACAUAUUAUCCUCACCCACGCAACUAUCCCUAUUGGUCUAAGCAAAGUACAUCUGACUGUGGCAGUGGAAGGACGACUUGUACAGAAAUGGUUUCCUGCUGAUAUCAACCUGUUUCAUACCUUUGCCUGGAACAAGACAGAUAUUUAUGGGCAAAAAGUAUCGGGUUUAGCUGAAGCACUAGUAUCUGUUGGAUAUGAGUAUGAGUCAUGCCCUGAUCUUGUGCUGUGGGAAAAGAGGACAGUCACCUUGCAAGGCUUUGAGAUGGAUGCUUCAAACCUUGGAGGAUGGACCUUCAAUAAACAUCAUAUACUAAAUUCUCAGAAUGGAAUUUUGUACAAAGGAGAUGGAGAAAACAUAUUCAUAUCUCAGCAGCCUCCUGUGAUCUCUACACUAAUGGGAAAUGGUCAGCAGCGAAGCCUCACCUGUUCCUCUUGUAAUGGACCUGUUCAUAAUAACAAACUCUUUGCUCCUGUUGCCAUGGCAACUGGACCUGAUGGUAGCAUCUAUGUUGGAGAUUUCAAUUUUGUGAGAAGAAUAUACUCAUCUGGAAAUGUCAUCAGCAUUUUAGAGCUCAGAAACAGAGAUACAAGACACAGUACUAGCCCUGCUCACAAGUAUUAUCUCACUGUGGAUCCUUCCUCCGAGUCUGUUUACCUUUCUGACACUAAUACCAGGAAAGUUUACAGAGUGAAAUCUCUUACUGAUGUUAAGGAAUUGGCAAAGAACUUUGAAGUGGUAGCGGGCACAGGGGACCAAUGCCUCCCAUUUGAUCAGAGUCACUGCGGGGAUGGUGAGAAAGCAAAUGAAGCAUCACUCAACAGCCCAAGAGGUAUAACUGUUGAUGCACAUGGGUUCAUUUAUUUUGUGGAUGGUACCAUGAUUCGGAAGAUUGAUGACAGAGGCAUAAUUUCAACAGUUAUAGGACUCAAUGGUUUAACCUCAACUCAACCCUUAAGCUGUGACUCAGGGAUGGACAUCAGCCGGGUUCGACUAGAAUGGCCUACUGAUCUAGCAGUCAAUCCUAUGGAUAAUUCAUUAUAUGUUUUGGACAAUAAUAUUGUGCUCCAAAUUUCUGAUAAUAAUCAAGUAAGAAUUAUUGCUGGCAGGCCAAUUCACUGCCAGGUUCCUGGAAUAGAUUAUUUCCUGGUUAGCAAAGUAGCGAUUCACUCUACCUUGGAAUCUGCUCGAGCCAUUGCUGUGUCGCACAGUGGAACCUUGUACAUUGCUGAAACAGAUGAGAGGAAGAUUAACAGAAUACAGCAAGUCACCACAAAUGGAGAAAUGUCCACAUUAGUUGGGGCCCCAACAGACUGUGACUGUAAGAUUGAUCCAAACUGUGACUGCUUUUCAGGUGAUGGUGGAUUUGCAAAAGAUGCCAGGCUAAAAGCACCCUCUUCAUUAGCUGUAUCUCCAGAUGGUACACUGUACAUAGCUGAUCUUGGCAACGUACGCAUCCGAGCAGUCACUAGGAACAAGCCGCAUCUGAAUACCAUGAAUAUGUAUGAGGUUGCCUCUCCAGCAGACCAAGAAUUGUAUCAGUUCAGUACCAAUGGGACACAUCUUCACACUUUAAACCUUAUAACUAGGGACUAUGUGUACAAUUUCACAUACAAUGGUGAUGGGGAUGUCAUCUCCAUCACUAGCAGCAAUGGCAAUUCAGUACAUGUACGAAGAGAUGCUGGAGGUAUGCCAUUAUGGUUGGUGGUCCCUGGAGGUCAGGUGUACUGGCUUACCAUCAGUAGCAAUGGUGUGUUAAAAAGGAUAUCAGCCCAAGGAUAUAACCUAGCACUGAUGACAUAUCAUGGCAAUACAGGACUACUGGCCACCAAAAGCAAUGAGAAUGGUUGGACGACUCUAUAUCGGUAUGACCCCGAAGGACAUUUAACAAACGCAACCUUUCCAACUGGAGAAGUCAGCAGUUUUUACAGUGAUAUGGAAAAAUCUACUCGAGUUGAGCUAGACACUUCAAACAAAGAAAAUGUUAUCACCACCACCAAUAUAUCUGCAACAAGCAUUGUCUACGCAUUAAAACAAGAAAACACUGUUAACACCUAUCGUGUUAAUCCUGAUGGCUCUCUGCGGGUGACCUUUGCCAGUGGAAUGGAAAUCAGUCUAAAUGCAGAACCCCACAUAUUAGCAGGAGUGGUCAGUCCAACAUUGGGGAAAUGUAAUAUCUCACUACCUGGGGAGCACAGCCCAAAUCUUAUUGAGUGGCGACAACGCAAGGAGCAGAACAAAGGCAAUAUCUCCUCUUUCGAAAGACGCUUAAGGGCUCAUAACCGAAACUUACUAUCCAUUGAUUUUGAUCACAUCACCAGAACAGGAAAAAUCUAUGAUGAUCAUCGAAAAUUUACUCUUAGAAUUAUGUAUGAUAAGACUGGGCAUCCAAUACUGUGGUCACCAAGCAGCAAGUACCAUGAAGUUAACAUCACAUAUUCACCUAGUGGACUUGUUACGUCUAUUCAAAGGGGAACAUGGUCUGAGAAAAUAGAGUAUGACCAAAAUGGGAAGAUGGUUUCCAGGAUUUGGGCCAAUGGUAAAAUAUGGAGUUAUACAUAUGAGGAAAAGACAAUAAGCCUUUUUCUGCAUAGCCAGAGGCGAUACAUUUUUGAAUACGAUCAUUCAGAUUUCCUUGCUUCAGUAACCAUGCCCAACAUGGUCCGCCAUAGUCUGCAGACAAUGCUCUCUGUUGGUUAUUACCGCAAUAUCUACACUCCACCUGACAACAGUGGCCCUUUCAUUCAAGAUUAUACUGGAGAUGGACGCCUUCUACAGACAUUACACCUUGGAACAGGACGUAGAGUCUUCUACAAAUACACUAAGCAAACAAGGCUCUCUGAAAUUCUUUAUGAUACCACACAGGUUACAUUCACCUAUGAAGAAUCAUCUGGAGUCAUUAAAACGAUUCAUCUGAUACAUGAGGGCUUUGUUUGUACUAUUAGAUAUAGACAGACAGGACCUCUCAUUGGACGUCAGAUCUUUAGGUUCAGUGAAGAAGGUCUUGUUAAUGCCCGGUUUGACUACAGCUAUAACAAUUUCCGAGUCACCAGUAUGCAAGCCAUGAUAAAUGAGAUCCCUCUUCCCAUAGACCUAUAUCGUUAUGUUGAUGUCUCAGGGAGAACUGAACAAUUUGGAAAAUUCAGUGUAAUCAAUUAUGAUCUCAACCAAGUCAUCACAACGUCAAUGAUGAAACAUACUAAAAUCUUUAGUGCCAGUGGACAAGUCAUUGAGGUUCAAUAUGAGAUCCUAAAGGCUAUUGCUUACUGGAUGACUAUUCAGUAUGAUAACAUGGGUCGGAUGGUUAUGUGUGGCAUACGAAUAGGUGUAGAUGCCAAUUUAACAAGAUAUUCUUAUGAAUAUGAUCCCGAUGCCCAGCUUCAGGCUGUAUCUGUUAAUGAUAAGCUGCAGUGGCGUUACAGCUAUGAUCUAAAUGGAAACAUCAACUUGCUUAGCCAUGGGAAUACUGUUCGUCUGACCCCACUAAGGUAUGACAUUGGAGAUCGCAUUACUCGUCUGGGAGAAAUUCAGUACAGGAUGGAUGAAGAUGGGUUUCUCAGACAAAGAGGCAAUGAUAUAUUCGAGUACAAUUCUAAUGGUCUUCUGAGCCGAGCUUAUAACAAAGUUGCUGGUUGGAAUGUACACUACCGUUAUGAUGGACUUGGAAGACGUGUUGCCAGCAAGUCAAGUACAGGUUCUCAUCUGCAGUUCUUUUAUGCAGAUCUAGCCAAUCCAAUAAGAGUUACCCAUCUCUAUAAUCACACUAGUUCUGAGAUAACAUCACUCUAUUAUGAUCUUCAAGGUCAUCUUAUCGCUAUGGAGUUAAGCAGUGGCGAGGAGUAUUAUGUUGCAUGUGACAACACAGGAACCCCUCUUGCAGUAUUCAGCAGUCGUGGCCAAAUAUUAAAAGAAAUCUUAUACACACCAUACGGUGACAUCUAUGAGGACACUAAUCAAGAUUUUGAGGUUAUCACUGGGUUUUAUGGUGGACUGUAUGACUCCUUGACUAAACUAGUGCACCUUGGUCAGCGGGAUUAUGAUGUUGUGGCAGGGCGGUGGGCCACACCCAAUCACAAUAUUUGGAAUAAAUUAAACAUUGAACCAAGGCCAUUUAACUUGUAUGCAUUUGAAAACAACUAUCCAGUUGGCAAGACCCAGGAUGUAGCACAAUAUACUACAGACAUUGGAAGUUGGCUGGAGCUGUUUGGUUUUCAACUGCACAAUGUGCUGCCCGGAUUCCCAAAACCAGAGAAAAAGGGCUUUGAAUCAUCUUAUGAGUUAAUGCAACUUCAAACUAAAACUCAGGAAUGGGAUCCUGGAAAGACAAUCCUCGGUAUCCAGUGUGAGCUACAAAAGCAGCUGAGAAACUUCAUUUCUUUAGACCAACUACCAAUGGCUCCAAAACAAAAUAGAAAGAAGUACCAUGGAACUAGGAAAUACCCCAGAUUUGCUGCUGUUCCAUCUUUAUUUGGAAAAGGUAUCAAGUUUGCCAUUAAAGAUGGAGUAGUGACCGCUGAUGUCAUAGGAGUGGCUAACGAAGACAGCCGCCGCAUUGCUGCCAUCUUAAAUAAUGCCCAUUACCUAGAGAACUUGCAUUUUACAAUUGAAGGCCGGGAUACUCAUUACUUCAUUAAGUUGGGUUCUCUAGAAGAAGACUUGUCUGUCAUUGGGAACAGUGGCAGUGGUCGCAUUCUGGAAAAUGGAGUAAAUGUCACUGUGUCUCAAAUGACGUCAAUGGUCAAUGGAAGAACUAGACGAUUUGCUGAUAUACAGCUUCAGCAUGGCACAUUGUCUUUUAAUGUCCGCUAUGGAACAACCAUUGAAGAAGAGGAGGAUCAUGUCCUGGAAUUGGCCAGACAAAGAGCAGUGGUUCAGGCUUGGACUAAGGAGCAGAAGCGGCUUCAGGAAGGGGAGGAAGGAAUAAGAUUGUGGACAGAAGCAGAGAAACAGCAGCUUUUAAGCACAGGGAAGGUUCAAGGCUAUGACGGAUAUUUUGUUCAUUCAGUGGAUCAGUAUCUAGAACUUUCUGAUAGUGCCAACAACAUUCACUUCAUGAGACAGAGUGAAGUAGGCAGGAGGUAACAAAAAAAAGAAAAGACACUCUAUGCCUUUGCGUCACCAAAGACUGCCUGUUUUUAAAACAUAAAAUGGUUUAUUGUAAUGAUUUUCUAGAUGAGAUCUCUGUAUAUGUAAAUAUAAAGUAAACAUAUCCAACUGCCUUUAAAUGUGACAAAAGAUGGUAUUUUAAUAUUGUUAGUUUUAACAAUGUUAUCCUUGAUGGCAUUGGUGAGGUCUUUUUUUUACCACAAUGCUGAGCGAUGUGUUUAAAGUGCAUCUGUCUCCUAUACAAAGUAGUGGUAGGCAUUUUGUUUGAGAAUGAAGCCUAUUUGAUUGCAAAAAACAGUAGUGAUAAUGCAGUUUUACCAUUUCCUGUCAUAAUAAUUGGCUACAUUCUCUUGAAUAUUUGUAAAGCAGAAUUGCCGCCACUAUUUUGAGUAGGCCACAAGUACAUUUUAAGGCCUCUCAAAUGCUUAUGGGAUUUAAAAAUUACAGUACAGCUUCUUAUAUCUUGUGUGGCGGUAUUCAGCAUUUUCGCUUGCAUAUUAACCACUACAAAGUUGCCACUCUUUUCUGGAAACUAGAGCUUAUGUGAUGAAAUAGCUUCUAGACAAAAAGAAUCUACCUAAAGAGUAUUAGUACGUAUAUGAGAAAAAAAUGUGUAAUAUGGAAUCCUGUCAUUGUUUCUUAUUUUUUCAUAAAUUAACAUUCUUUCAAAAUAAAAAAAAUAAACUGUUGUGAGUUAUGUAUACAUGUAUAUUGGUGUUAACAGAAGCUAGUGUCUACACAAUUAAGACGGUAUGUUUUUAAAAGUAGGAAAUACAUGUAAACAAUGCUUCUCUUCCUAUUUUAGGCUGACUGUGGACAUGAAACAGUUCUUAGAUUGUGUAUAUGUGAUCCCAGCAAAGGAAAUAUGUAUUUAUUAAUAAUAUGUAUGCUUGUAUUUCAAAAGCAUGCAUGUCUCUGUCCUCACCAGACAUAUGGAUCUGCUGCACUAUCAUAAGGGAAGAGCAAUGAACA
This is a messenger RNA of Nanorana parkeri, 8986 nucleotides long. RefSeq names its product teneurin transmembrane protein 1 (gene TENM1). Gene Ontology annotation, biological process: neuron development; signal transduction; heterophilic cell-cell adhesion. Bases 23 to 7990 code for a protein of 2655 amino acids. Gene Ontology annotation, cellular component: membrane; neuron projection. The transcript has 32 exons. NCBI's taxonomy places the organism in Eukaryota, Metazoa, Chordata, Amphibia, Anura, Dicroglossidae. Gene Ontology annotation, molecular function: protein homodimerization activity; cell adhesion molecule binding; protein heterodimerization activity. The record is from RefSeq and is a predicted model, not a curated record.